Molecule: messenger RNA, 5404 nt
Organism: Silurus meridionalis
Lineage: Eukaryota; Metazoa; Chordata; Actinopteri; Siluriformes; Siluridae
Gene: ano2a
Product: anoctamin-1
Exons: 27
Coding region: 321-4172 (1283 amino acids)
Biological process (GO): chloride transmembrane transport
Cellular component (GO): plasma membrane
Molecular function (GO): chloride channel activity; protein dimerization activity
Source: RefSeq, a predicted model, not a curated record
UUCAGUCUCAGCAGAGGGAAAUCGCAUACACUUUCAGCAUCCGGGUGAUUUGUGACCCGCGUCAGUGUAACGGUGAUGACAUAAAUAUUACAGUGGAACAGCAGCGUGUGUCGGUUGUGUGUCGGUUGUGUGUCGGUUGUGUCACCGUGUCACAACUUUUAAAGCCCAAAGCUGCGCGCGCGCGGAAUUAACAGGAGGAGCGGCGGCAUUAAGCUGGCAGCGCUGAUCUGAGUGAAGGAUUGUACUUCAUCUCCUCCAUCUCCACCUCCACCCCAGCGUUCUGCUCACACACCUGACCCCCUUUACCCACCGAGACAAGCAUGUCCUUCCACAGGUCUGGUUCAGAGAGAUGGAACGGAGCUCCGGAGUGCCUGCGAGGAACUAUAGCUGUGAGUGACUCCUCGUCCAUUCACAGUGAGAAGCUGCGCAGUCUCGCCCGAGACAUUUCUGAAAUCAGCCACGAGAACAUCUCCAGCCGACAUGGUGGAGAAAAACCUGCUGAGGAACCGGCUAAGCCCCGCCCAUGUCCGAAAGGAGGCGUGUGUUUCACUGAUGGCCGAAGGAGAGUUGAUUACGUUCUCGUGUAUCACUGCAAAAGACGCCUUUCCAUCGUCACUAAUGGAAACCUGCCUCCUGAGAGUCCCGCCCCUCAUCACACAGACCCGCAAGCCAACCUGGCAGAGGCGGAGUUGGAGGUGGGCAUGGCUUCAGGCCCAGGUGAAGCAGAAAAGGCCCUGAUCAGGGAGGAGUUUGAGCGAGGGCUACAGGAGCAAGGUUUGGAGAUCGAACGAGAUGAAGAGAUGAAGACAGUCCGUUUUACACGUCUUCAUGUCCCCUGGUCGGUGCUGAGUCGUGAGGCAGAGCUUCUAAAGAUCAAAGUUCCUACCAAAAGAAUUUACGAGCUGAAGGAGAAGAUGGGACUCGCUGGACUCCUGAGUUCACUGUGGGAGAAGCUCAACCAGCCCUUUCAGCCUGGAGUUCCUGGUCCUCCACACAACCCUCACACACGUGUCCUGUCUCUACCAUUCAACAGAGAGAAGCUACACCUGUUUGAUAUUAAGUCGAGGAACACACUCUUCGACACGGCGACGCGAGGGAGAAUAGUGUUUGAGAUCCUGAGACGCACGGCGUGUACACAGGCGUGUCAGACUCUGGGAAUCACGUCGUUACUGGCUCGAGGUGUGUACGACGCAGCGUUUCCCUUACACGAUGGAGAUUUUACCUCCGACGCUAAAGAACUGCGCAAUGACAGACAGUUGUUACAUGAUGAAUGGGCCAAUUAUGGAGUUUUCUUCAAGUACCAGCCAGUGGAUCUCAUCAGGAGGUACUUUGGGGAGAAGAUCGGUCUGUACUUUGCCUGGUUAGGAGUUUAUACCCAGCUGCUUAUUCCCGCCUCAGCGAUGGGGAUCGUGGUGUUCCUGUAUGGCUGGAUGACUGUAGAUACAAACAUUCCCAGCCAGGAGAUGUGUGAUAAGCGUCUGAACUUCACCAUGUGUCCUCUGUGUGAUGAAGUGUGUGAUUAUUGGCAGUUGAGCAGUAUGUGCAGCACGGCGCAGGCCAGCUAUCUGUUCGACAAUCACGCCACCGUCGCCUUCGCCAUCUUCAUGUGCCUCUGGGGCGCUGUAUUUCUGGAGCAUUGGAAGAGGAGACAGAGGUGUCUGCAGCACAGUUGGGAUCUUACAGGGGUUGAGGAUGAGGAGAACAGAGCUGAAGAUGAGCUGCGACCAGCGUAUGAAGAUUUCCUCCUGCAGAAGCAACAAAAAAAGUGCAAAAACAAAUUGAAAGAUGAGUUAGAUGAGAGGACACAUGACAAAGGUAGAGAGAAGCUGAUAUCUGCGAAAAGAGGAGGACAGCCACUGUUUUCUUCAGAAUCUCUGACGUGGAGAGACCGACUGCCAGGAUUCUGCAUCAACGUUUCCUCCAUUCUUUUAAUGGUGGGAGUCACUCUCUCGGCAGUAUCCGGUGUCAUCCUGUACCGCAUCAUCGUUUUUGCAGUGAUGUCCAUGAACCCUGACCACGAGGCCAAGGCAAAUGUGCGUGUUACCGUGACGACCACAGCUGUCAUCAUCAACCUGCUGGUGGUCCUGGUGCUGGAUGAGAUCUAUGGGGCUGUGGCAGCCUGGAUCACAGAGCUGGAAAUUCCGAAGACGGAAGCGGCGUUUGAGGAACAUCUGAUCCUGAAAACGUUUCUCCUCAAGAGCAUGAACGCUUUUGCACCUGUCUUCUAUGUAGCAUUUUUUAAAGGCAGGUUUGCAGGACGUCCUGGUGAUUAUGUGUACGUCUUUAAAGAUUUCCGUAUGGAGGAGUGUGCUCCUGCAGGUUGCCUGAUUGAAGUGUGUAUUCAGCUCGGUAUGAUCAUGUUAGGGAAGCAGCUCAUCCAGAACAAUGUGUUUGAGAUCGCCAUACCAAAGCUGAAGAAGAUGUAUCGUAAAUAUAAAGAGGAGAAAGAAGGAGGAGAAAAGAAGAAGAAAGACAAAGAUCCGAAUCGGCCUCGACAUCGCUGGGAUUUAGAUUACCAGCUGGAGCCGUAUGAGGGUCUGAGUCCAGAGUACAUGGAAAUGAUUAUCCAGUACGGCUUUGUGACGCUCUUCGUGGCCUCGUUCCCGCUCGCUCCCGUCUUCGCUCUGCUCAAUAACGUCAUUGAGAUUCGACUCGAUGCUGCAAAGUUUGUGACAGAAAUCCGGCGGCCUGAUGCAGUCAGAGCGAAGGAGAUCGGAAUAUGGUACAACAUCCUCAGUGGCAUCAGCAAGUUUGCUGUUAUCACAAAUGCGUUCGUUAUUUCCUUCACGUCUGAGUUCAUUCCCCGGAUGGUGUAUCAGUAUCUGUACAGUGAAACAGGAACCAUGCAUGGUUUUAUAGACCACACACUGGCUUACUUCAACACCAGCAACUUCAGACCAGGCACCGCCCCCAACAGCACACGCCUCGACCGGGAACUUCAAAUCUGCAGGUAUAAAGAUUAUCGAGAUCCCCCCUGGUCUCCUGAAUCGUAUCAGCUCUCGAAGCAGUACUGGUCUGUUCUCGCUGCCCGACUUGCUUUCGUCAUCUUUUUCCAGAACCUGGCGAUGUUCCUCAGUAUGCUGGUGGCAUGGUUGAUUCCGGAUGUUCCCCACUCUUUGAAGGACUGCCUGAAGCGGGAAAAGGCCUUGUUGCUAGAUCUUCUUCUUAGCGAGGAGGUGGAGAAACAGCGACGGCAUCCAUUCCAGCAUCAGGCCAAUAUCAACAUAACAGUCAACACCUCAGAGGAGGAGACCAUAGUAGAUAUCGAGCCAGACUGUAGAAUCAUUCAGCAGAGCCAGACAACUGAGAAUGAGUUACAGUCGGCAGACAAGGAGAACCUAGCAGGAGAGGAACCUGAAUCUACCACUGUGGAACCAAUUAUACCUGAAAAGGAUCAUCAGUCUCUUACUACAUCAGAUCCUCACUUAAAUCAGUCUGUUCUUCAGGGUCAAGAAAACCUAUUCAAAUCACACUACCAAGACUUUUAUCCGAAAGGACCUCCACUUCGGAAUCUAGCCUCCAGGUCCAGGAGCCGCUGCCAAACCCUUCCACCCAGACAAAGAGGAGAUGGACCUGGAGGUGGCUCAAGAAAACCCAGCCACUCCACUAGCUUUGUGCAUUUCAACCAGAGCUUUUCUCAAAAAAACAGUGAGAACUUACAAAGAAGUCCCAUUGUACCUUUACAACCUCCAUCUAAACAUCAAUCCAGCAAAUCAUCUUCUAAAACAGAGCUCCAGUCAGUUGGCAGUCAGCUAUCAGUGGUGUCCUGCCAUUCCUUUGAAACCGAGCUCCAAGCAGAAGCACCAUCAUGCUCUUUGUCCAAACAGGAAAUAACAAGCAGCCAGAAACCCUGGGUGCAAUCACCAUCUAAGCCAGAGUUUUCAGAGAGCCGAUCAGCAGCAUUGUCACGUCCUCCAUCCAAACCAGAACUCUCAGUAAGUCAGUCUGCUGUACUACCAAGACCUCCAUCCAAACCUGAGAUUAUAGGGAGCAUUACAAAAGGACUUCCACUCCAGGACCCUGCUACCAGAAUCAAGUCCCGCUGUAAGACUCUUCCUCCCAGAUAUAAAGGACCUGAUCCACCACUCAGAACCACCCACUCCACCAGCUUCACAAACAUCAACAACACACCUCCAUUAUCCAGUGAUGUGAUGCACAACCCACCUGUGUAACACACAUUGGAUUGGACAUGUUCUGGUCUCCAGCAGCUCUCAAUAUUCCAGGCAAAUUAAACUUGGGAGCACAUCAUCAGAUGUUCGUCUAAAUUUGACCCAGCAUCUGUAAAGUAUCAUUAAAAUAUCAAGUCAGAAGUCAGUGUUGCUCUGUUAUUUUGGAGCUCUGCAGUAAGAUGAGUUGUGCAAUGCCGAAGUUUUGGUGAUUUACUGAAAUGAUCUGAUGCCAUUUUUUUAAUCCAAAUAUGAUAAAAUGAAGUAAAAAUAAAACUUGUCCUGUUUCCCCCGGACUUGUUUGGAUAGAAGAUGUAUAAAAGUUUAAAUCAAGUCUCAAAUCUCAAGCAUUUACAAAAACACUUUCUUUGGCUGCUUUUGUUCCCGGGGUCACCACCGUCUCCAGAUCAGUCGGACCUCUUUUAAACUCAAGCAUUUACUAAACUAUUCUUUAAUUUCUACUAUGGAGCAAGUGAGGGAUAAGGACCUCACUCAUGGGCCAAGCAGUGGCAGUUCAGUGGUGCUGGGAACUAAACUCACAACCUUCUGAGCAGGAGAACAAAGUCUUAAUCACUGAGCUAACAAGCAAAUUUAAAGAUUUUAACAUCCAAAUCAGGCCUCAAGACUCUAAACUGCAAAUCUGUGUUCUUAAGGUUUUAAGAUGGAAAUUUGAGCCAAGUCUCAAUUCUGUGAGCUACAACUCUAAACAAGCCUCUAAACUAAAUGUCUAAUUUAAGUCUUAAGUCUUAAAGUCUUAGUUAAAAUCUGCAUCGAAUUGCAAGUCCCCGAGUGCAAUAAGUUUAAAUCUAGUCACAGAAAAGCUCAACUCAAGCUCCCAUAAUCCAUUUGGAUCGUCCAGUUUGUGGCUGUAGAAUUUUAUUAGAUAAACUUUAGUGUAUUUUAGUUUUCUGUUCGUCUCCAGUGUUUAACAAGUGUGAACUGAGCCCAUGUGCUCUGCUGAUGAAAUGUAUAACUAAUGCUUGUAGGUGUAUUUGUCUCAGGAUGGCUUGUUUGUAAAGUCAAAAGUAGAGCAUUCAAAUCAGGUGGUACCAGGACCUGAAAAUGGAAUCACAUCUGUAAAGAAAAGCAUCAAACUUAAAGACAUUUUGGGGGGUUUGGGUUUAAAGGACCUGAUCUUCAUAAUGUAAAACCUGAAAAUAUGAUUUGUUAAACACUGUGGAUCUGUAAAUAUUCCAUCAUUUAUAAAUAAACUGAAGAAAAUCCUCAUUGGAUGUAGA